AUGGCAUCAUCCUUUUUCUCCGAUGAGAGUGGCACCUCAGAUGUUGAAUCAAGAAGAGUGGUGUCACUGCCAAAGGCCACUUCACCAACUCGCGGAAACAGGAGAAAUUUGCUAUUCGAUGACAGCGAUCUGGAGGACGCCAUCACUCUGGGUAGCCCUACCAGUCCUGAAUUCGCAGUCCAAGGUGCUUCUGGCGCCUCUGGCGCCUCUCCCCGGCGCGCCGCGCCGGGCUUCUUCGGCGAUGCGGAUGCCUUUGAUGCCUUUGGGGCCGAGGCCUUCGAUGGAUUUGCGGAAGUUGCAGAGACACCCGAGGCUGCUCCCGCGAAGGCCAAGUCUGUUGCUGCCAAGCCAAAGGCAAAGACCUUGACGAAGGCGAAGGCACCUGGUGCUCGACCGAAAGCGGCCGAGCGCCCGGCCUCCCCUGCCUCAGUGCCCAGUUCACCUGCCAGAAGCAUCAACUCCACCACCAACUCUCCGGCGGGUCGGCCAAGGCGGGGCUUCAAUGAUGGAUAUGUCAUGGGAUAUAUGGGGAGAUAUGAUGGGAUAUGUCAUGGGAUUUUUCAUGUUUUUUCGAGAGGUUUUUUUUUUGUUGUGCUGAGGUUGUCUGAAACAAGGGAUCUUCCCCCCAAUAGUGAUUCUAAUGGUGCACAUGAGAGACCAUGUGAUUUUGGGUUUUCCAUAAUUUUCAAACUUUCCCAUUUGGACUUCGGACGUGACCUCAAGCAACCUGAUCUGUGUGUGUGUGUACUUACUGUAAUUAUAUUAGCGCUCUUUGUGUGCUUCGAACUGUUGGGUUUUUGGACUUGCAAAAACCGGUUGGGUUUUUUGGGAUGUACCCUCUGGUAA
Molecule: messenger RNA, 846 nt
Organism: Cladocopium goreaui
Lineage: Eukaryota; Dinophyceae; Suessiales; Symbiodiniaceae
Source: the annotation of a GenBank genome assembly